Aspergillus lentulus is the source of this 507-nucleotide messenger RNA. RefSeq names its product short coiled-coil protein. Gene Ontology annotation, cellular component: trans-Golgi network. NCBI's taxonomy places the organism in Eukaryota, Fungi, Ascomycota, Eurotiomycetes, Eurotiales, Aspergillaceae. The record is from RefSeq and is a predicted model, not a curated record.
AUGGCAUCUACGUCGGAUGUACACGGAUCCUCACCUGUUCCAAGCCUACCACAACCCCAUGAUACCGGUCGCGUACACAUGUCCUCCCUCUCUUCAUCUUCUUCCAUAUCCGACGCAGAAAGUGAACGAAGAGGCCGUUCUGAACGCCCUCGAAUGGCUAGUCGAAAGCCAAGUGCAUCAAUUCUAGUGCCUCGCGAUCAUCCAGAAAUCGAAAUCGAAGAGGAAGAAUUUCCGCCCGACGACGCUCGAGCCAUGAGUCCGCGUCGCAAUUCCGCUGAUCUGGAGCGCUUGGGCAAGGAGGCAAGACAGACCUUGCAGGAACAAGCAAAGGCACUUCAGUCCUCUCUCCAAGCUCUUGCAGAACGUAUUGAGGCGGUCAAGUCCGAUCAUGACAAACUCGAAAGCGAGAAUAAAUUCCUGCAAGACUAUAUCGGCGGACUUACUCGCAACAUGACCAAGGCCGAAUUGACGAGAUCGAGUACCAAAGUCAAGAGAUCGCAUAAAUAA